This is a messenger RNA of Meloidogyne enterolobii, 841 nucleotides long. Lineage: Eukaryota; Metazoa; Nematoda; Chromadorea; Rhabditida; Meloidogynidae. The record is from the annotation of a GenBank genome assembly.
UCCAGGGAAUGCGAUUUUGCCGACCUCUAGUCAUUAACUCCCUCAAGAUGAUUUUUUCUAAUUUCAGGAAGCCUUUAAAAAAGAUUUUUUCUAAAUGAAAGAUAUUCAGAAACAAUGCGUAAUUUGCAGAACAAACAAAGCUUGGAGGAUAAAGAUGAGGGGAGCUGAGAAUAAAUGUGGACACAUUGUUUGUGUUAAAUGCAUGUUACUACACGUUCAGAAAUGGAUCAAAAAAGACAAGCCUCGUAUUAAAUGUCCAAUGGAGAAUUGCCGUGAAAGGGUGCAUGAGAAUGACAUUGCUGCUGUUCUAAAUCCAGAUUGUGAAGCUUUGGACCCCUUUAUGGAUUCUAAAAUGAGAAGAAAGCUUGCGGAAAGGCAUGAUGUGAGCGUUAUCAAGUACGCAUUGGGUGAGAGAAGUAGAUGCUGUCCACGUUGUGAGAAUUUGUACGGUCAAAAAGUCGGUUGUAAUUAUGUUCGUUGUGCAAAUUUGUAUUGUAAUACUUGGUUCUGUUGGAUUUGUGGAAAAGAGGAUGUUAAUUGGGCCCAUUUUACUGGAUUAAAAUGCAAACUUCGAGUUGAGGAUAUACUCAAAGCACUCUACAUUGUUUCAUUUACAAUAUUCACAAGUGGACUAAUUCUUACUUAUUUUAUGCCGGCUGUUGCUUUGGGAUUGUUUAUAAUCGCUCCAAUUUGUGUUACUCUUGGAACACCCUACUUUAUUUUGAAAUGGCUUGAAAAUAUUUGGAGAAGACUUUCUACAACAAGACUUGAAAUUUGGCAGCUUAUAAUUUACUGGAUUAUAGUAAAUUUAUUUUUAAAAAUUAAAAAAAAAUUUUUUUAG